Aplysia californica (California sea hare) is the source of this 2107-nucleotide messenger RNA. Its product is annotated as coronin-1C. Gene Ontology annotation, biological process: actin filament organization. The transcript is spliced from 11 exons. NCBI's taxonomy places the organism in Eukaryota, Metazoa, Mollusca, Gastropoda, Aplysiida, Aplysiidae. Bases 125 to 1582 code for a protein of 485 amino acids. Gene Ontology annotation, molecular function: actin filament binding. The record is from RefSeq and is a predicted model, not a curated record.
AUGCGCAGAAGCCAAUUUCCUUUUCCGCGUGUGUCAGGGCGUUUACUUCCACCCCCUUUUUUCCUGUAUCGGGUUCAAGGAAAUUGAUGAGUAUAUUGAUCGACGCUGCUCAAGUACAAUAAAAAUGGCGUUUAUGAGAAAAAGCAAAUUUCGACACGUCUUCGGACAGGCCCUGAAGAGAGACCAGUGUUACGAUGGUGUUCGCAUCACUCGCACGUCCUGGGAGUCCACGUACUGCGCGGUCAACACCAAGUUUGUGGCCAUCAUCACUGAGGCUGCUGGCGGUGGUUCUUUCCUGGUCCUUCCCAUUGGCAAGCCCGGCCGCGUGAGCAUCGACAACCCGAUGGUGGCCGGCCACAGAGGGGCGGUCCUGGACGUGGCCUGGUGUCCGCACAACGACGAGGUCAUCGCCAGCGCAUCGGAGGACUGCACCAUCAAGCUGUGGCAGAUACCGGAAGAGGGGCUCACCGCCAACCUGGAGGAGCCCGUGGUGGACCUGGUGGCCCAUCAACGUCGUGUCACCAUGCUGGUCUGGCACCCGACCGCCAUGAACGUGCUGCUCAGUGGCAGCUCAGAUAAUACCUGCAUCCUGUGGAACGUUGGCACGUGUGAGCCCAAGCUCCAGAUCGACAUGCCCGACCAGAUCUACUCGGGCUCCUUCAACCUGGACGGCAGCCGCUUUGUCUGUACCUGCAAGGACAAGAUCCUGCGUGUGCUGGACACUCACUCUGGGGAAGUGUUGCAGGAGGGCAAAUGUCAUCAGGGCUCAAAGCCUGCACAAUGUGCCUAUCUGAAGACCGGUCAGAUCUUCACCACUGGAUUUUCGAGAAUGAGUGAGAGACAAUAUGCUCUAUGGAACGAGAACGACCUGAGUUCUUCCGUCGUUAUGGAGGAGAUUGACUCCAGCAACGGUGUGAUGUUCAUUUUCUACGACCCUGACACCGGCAUGGUCUACCUGGCUGGCAAGGGAGACAGCUUGAUCCGCUACUACGAGGUGACAGAUGAGGCCCCCUACGUGCACUACCUGGCCCUCUACCAGUCCAACUCCCCGCAGAGAGGCAUCGGCUACAUGCCCAAGCGAGGCCUCAAUGUCAAUAACAAUGAAAUUGCCAGGUUCUACAAACUUCAUAACAACGGCCUUUGUGAGGUCAUUCCAUUCACUGUGCCACGUAAGUCUGAGCUCUUCCAAGACGACUUGUACCCGGACACUGCCUCUGACGUGCCGUCCAUAUCAGCCGAUGACUUCUUUGACGGGAAGAACGCCAAGCCCCUACUGGUUUCGCUGAAGGGAGGAUUUGCGUCCAGCAAAAAGGAAAUACUGAAGGUGCAGCGGCGAUCCAACAUCUUGGACAAGAUGCCGGCCAAAGCACAGCAGCAGUCCAACAACGCUGAAGCUGCCGCCGCCCCCGCUCUGCCUCCUCAAUCCGGCAAAGUGGAUGGGGUGGAUGUGAAAGAGUUGAUGAAAGAAGUGACUGAGCUCAAGGAAAAAGUCAACGCCCAGGACAAGCGCAUCGGGGAGCUGGAGACGCGCCUGGCAGCUUUGGAGACGAGCAACAACACGGACGAGGAGGAGGUGGCGUAGAUAGGAGGCGCGGGGCCCAGCGCCUGUUGUGUACAGUACGGCAAAACCUUGGUUGUGCGUACUCUCUGUGGGACCGCGUGCGCUUUUUGUUACAAAGUACACGGUUCUACGUCUUCCAGUCCCGGGGUAGCUUCCUUUACUUACGGUUGCUAUGAUUUUUUUUUUUUUUGAUUAAAAACAUCUUUUUUUUUUUUGUUGGUGUUUUUGUAACGAGGGAGAGGGGGUAUGCCGUACCGAGGUUUUGGUGUAUUUCUCCUAGGGGAAUGACACGCAUGCUAUGACAAUAACGUCUGUAGGGCAGCUUUUUGUCAAAGCUGUGACUUUUGACUUAUCAUCAUCCAAUUGUUUAGUUGUAGUACUGAGGUGAGUGUGAGUGGAUGUUGUUGCCUUCUGUUUUAUGGUUUGCCCCCAAAAAAGUAACUUUUUUUUGUAAUACUGGACUCUGGAGGAAGGAUUGAGAGCGUAUUCUUUGAGUAUUAUCUACAUAUUGUUCUAGUGAAGCUAAAAAUCAUCUGCAUGAAAAAA